This is a messenger RNA of Melanaphis sacchari, 2981 nucleotides long. RefSeq names its product zinc finger MYM-type protein 1-like. The transcript is spliced from 12 exons. The record is from RefSeq and is a predicted model, not a curated record. Gene Ontology annotation, molecular function: protein dimerization activity. Bases 570 to 2957 code for a protein of 795 amino acids. NCBI's taxonomy places the organism in Eukaryota, Metazoa, Arthropoda, Insecta, Hemiptera, Aphididae.
GCGUAUUUACGGGGGGGGAUUAGGGGGAUCAAUCCCCCCCCCUUGGUAUUUUUUUUUCUAUUAUUAAAGAAUUUACCUAUAUAAUAUACCUAGACACUAAAUUGUGUUUAGCAUUUAUUAUCUUAUUGUAUUUUUUAUUUUUGUAAAUAAAGUAAAAAAAAAAUAAGUUAAAAGGUUAUUAAUAGCCUAUUAUUACGCCACUAAAACCGCUAUGUCGUAGCUAGUGCGGCGAGUUAAUGCUAUUUCUGUCCGAUUACUAUUCUAUUAUGCUUGUAUGCGGGCCGUUAGUCAUUAGUUAUUACUUAUUACUGUACAGUUGUAACUUUGUAAUAUAAAAACAAGAUAUUUUUAGACUAGAACUAAAAUAGCAAAAUCAAUUUAUUAUAUUAUUAUGGAAUGGUCAGAUGGUCUAAUAUAUUCCACGUAAUCAGGCUAUCGGCAUAUUUGAUAUUUAUUUGUUUGGAAAAACAACAUUCGUAUUCGCAGGCUAAACACGAGCAGUUGCCAGUUUAUAAUAAUUGCAUUUUUAAUUUUGAUCUUCUGUGUUAAACUGUUGAUUUUAAUUUGAAAUGAAACGAAAUACACAUACACUAGAUUCUUUUUUUAAGCCACAACAAAAGAAGACAAAUAUUCAUGUGGAAAAUGAAGAUGUACCAGUGAAAAAGAUACUAUCAAAAAAAUCAGUGGCUAGCCCACAACCACUAAAUGCUCCUGGUGAUAAUACUAGUAAUAUUGAUAAAAGUAUUAAGGAUUCUGAGAUUUAUGUAGAUGACAUUUCUUUAUUUACUAAUACAUCAAAAUCAUUAACAAAUGAGGAAAAACUAAAGGUUUUGAAACACAUUUGGGUUCCUCCUAACAAUUUUACUUUUCCAGUUAUAGAAAAUAAAAAAAGAAAAUUAAAAUUUCAGUCGUCGUGGAUGAAUUUAUUUCCUUGGUUAGCAUAUUCAAAAAUUAGACAAGGGGGUUAUUGUAAAUAUUGUGUUGCAUUUUCCAAAUAUGGAGGAAUUGGAAAUCAACCACUUGGACAGCUCGUUGUUAAUCCCUUUAUAAAGUAUAAAGAUGCUCUACAAGAUUUCCGGGCCCAUUCUAAAAAAAAGUACCAUAUAGAAGCUGUGUUAGAUGCAGAAAAUUUUUUGGAUGUCUUUGAAAAAAGAAAAUUGCCAAUAAUACAACAAAUCGAUAAUGAUAGAGUUAUUCAAAUACAAGAAAAUAGGAAACGUUUGGUACCGAUUAUUCAAUGUAUCUUACUUUGUGGUCGAGAAGAUAUUUCUUUAAGAGGACACCGUGAUCAUGGCCAAAUUGAUAUAAGUGAUGAUAAGUGUAAUGAAGGAAACUUUAGGGCUAUUUUAAAAUAUAGAGCUAAAGGGGAUGAUUAUCUAAAAACAGUACUUGAAGGACCAGGUAAACGGAAUAAGUACAUUAGUCCAGGAAUACAAAAUCAAAUCAUUGAAGCUUGCAACAAAAUAAUUUUAAAAAAAAUUGUUGACAAAAUAAAUAUGUCUGAAUGUUUUUCUGUGCUAGCAGAUGAAACAACAGACAUUUCGACAACUGAGCAAUUAUCUAUAUGUGUGAGGUAUGUCGAUAGUAAAAAUAUACUAAAUGAGAGCUUUCUCCAGUUUUUCUCUAUACAUAGUUUAACAGGAAAAGACUUAGCAACUUCUAUAUUAAGAGGUUUAAGUGACUGUGGAUUAAACUGUGAGUUCAUGUACGGUCAAGGAUAUGACGGGGCCAGCAAUAUGGCUGGUGAAUUUAGAGGUGUACAGAAAAUAAUUAAUGAUCAAUUUCCCAGAGCAUUAUAUGUCCAUUGUUCUGCACACUCCCUCAAUUUAGCUGUGUCCUCGUCAAGCAACAUUAGACCGAUAAGAAAUUGUCUUGGAAUAGUUGAAAAACUACAUGUCUUUUUUAAUACACCUAAAAGAAAUAAUGUACUACAAAAUGAAAUUGAGAAAGCAGACCAUACACCCAAUGUUACUACACUUAAAAGACUUUGUGCCACUCGAUGGAUGCAAAGGUACGAUGCAUUGAAUGAUUUCUGUGAACUUUAUCCUUAUGUUGUCAAAUCCUUAAGUUAUAUCGCUUCAGAAUGGAAAGAUACAUCUGCCACUGAUGCCUGUAUGCUUCUGAAGAAUAUUCAAGACUCUGAGUUUAUGGUUUCACUAUAUGUUACUAAGGUACUAUUUUCAUAUGGCUUGCCAAUUUGCAAACAGUUGCAGAAAGAAAAAAUUGAUUUAAAAAAAACAAUAGAUUUAAUUGAAAAUGUUAUAAGUGUAUUAACAGAUAUGCGGGAAGCUUCAGAAAAAGAAUUUAAAUUAAUUUUUAAUGAAGUAAAGAAAUCAGCAGAUAUAUUUGAGAUUACUAUCAAUAAAAAACGUAUAACAACAAAACAAACUAAUAGAGCUAAUCCUCAAAAUAUAAAAUCAGAUGAAGAUUAUUUUCGAGUGACAAUAUUUUUGCCUUAUAUAGAUCAUUUUAUAUCUCAACUCAAGGAAAGAUUUAUAAACCAUAAAAACAUUUUAAUAGGUUUUGAAUGCUUAUUUCAUUCAGAGUUUACCGAUAAAGAUAAAAUAGAAUUUCAAAAAUUAGUUGAUCUGUAUUCGCCUAUUAUCGAUAAACACAAUGUUUUGGCUGAACUCAAAAUGUGGAAACUAAAACUUGCUUCAAGCUGUGAAAGUUUAACAAAAAAUGGAUUAGAUGCUUUACAAAACUGCGAUAAAGAUAUUUAUCCAAACAUCCAUUUUUUGUUUAAAAUAUUAGUUACUUUGCCUGUUUCUACAGCUACACCUGAACGGAGCUUUUCUACAUUAAAACGUUUAAAAUCCUAUUGUAGAAAUUCAAUGAAUGAGGAACGUCUUAACGGACUAGCACUUUUAUCAGUUCAUCGGACAAUAGACAUAAAUAUUAAUGAAGUAAUUGAUGAACUGGCAACUAAACAGAGAAAAUUUGAUUUUGUAUUAUAAAUGUAAAGUAUCAAAGUUUAAGUA